Messenger RNA from Mangifera indica (mango), 1802 nucleotides. RefSeq names its product putative E3 ubiquitin-protein ligase UBR7. The transcript is spliced from 5 exons. The coding region runs from base 295 to 1557 and encodes 420 amino acids. The record is from RefSeq and is a predicted model, not a curated record. Gene Ontology annotation, molecular function: ubiquitin protein ligase activity; zinc ion binding. Gene Ontology annotation, cellular component: cytoplasm. NCBI's taxonomy places the organism in Eukaryota, Viridiplantae, Streptophyta, Magnoliopsida, Sapindales, Anacardiaceae.
CCAUACACUCCUUUAAUUCCCAUGUAAAACCCUAAUCCCACUAAUUUCAUCAGCUAUCCUCACGUAUACACACACUCUCCUUCUGGUUUUACGAUGUUUUGAUAUUCAUAUCUCAUCCUCAAAUCGUUCUUCCGAAAAUGUUUAGAUCACUGUUUUAGGUAACAUCCUUUAUGGUUUUAGGGCUUUCUCAUUUUCUUAAAACUAGCCUUUUAUUAAUGUUUUUCUUUGAAAUUAAGGCAAGAGGCUAGGAGCUUGGUCGACGUUGUUUAUUUAUUAUUCGAUUGUUUGUGAGAAAUGGCUAGUGAGACUGUCGAUGAGGCGGAGCAGACGAUUUCAAUUAAAGAGUAUCUUAAUGAAGUCGAAGAAGAGGAAUUGGAGGCGGAUUUGGUUUUGGGUGGAGAUGAAGGGAAGGAGUGCACCUAUAUUAAGGGGUAUAUGAAAAGACAGGCAAUUUUCUCAUGCCUCACAUGCACCCCAGAAGGAAAUGCUGGAGUUUGCACUGCUUGCUCCUUAUCUUGCCAUGAUGGUCAUGAGAUUGUGGAGCUCUGGACUAAGAGAAAUUUCAAGUGUGAUUGUGGGAAUUCGAAGUUUGGGGAGUUCUUUUGCAAACUUUUUCCGAGUAAAGAUGUAGAAAAUGUUGAUAACUCAUAUAAUCACAACUUCAAAGGUUUAUACUGCUCAUGCAAUCGCCCAUAUCCUGAUCCAGAUGUUGAAGAACAGGUAGAGAUGAUACAAUGUUGUAUGUGUGAGGACUGGUUUCAUGAGGAGCAUAUUGGUCUUGAGUCAUCCAAUGAGAUUCCUAGAGAUGAGGAAGGGGAGCCUUUGUGUGAAGAUUUUAUAUGCAAUGCAUGCUCCGCAGGUUGUUCCUUUUUGACCCUAUAUCCUCAAACCAUAUGGGCAGCUGGGGUUCAGCAUAGUGGUAGUGUUACUAUCAAAAAGGAUAAAGAUGUAAUGCAAGAUAUCCCUUCAGCUUGUGGUUCUGGAGAGCUUGAGAAUGACAUUUUUUCUGUUAGUUCUCCUAAAAAAGAUGAUGCGAUGACUAAAACUAAUUCUGAAUCUUUGUCUGGUGGGAAGGGGCUUGAUACUGGAGAAAGUUCUGAGAAGAAAGUCGGUUCAAAUCAUUGCAAUAAUGAUAGUAGUUCACGUACUACAUGUCUUCUUGGAGAAAAUCUGAUGUCAAAUUUACCUAUUUUACCAAAGAAAGCACUAUUUCUUGCCAAAAAUUGGAGAGAUAUUCUCUGCAGGUGUGAAAAAUGCUUAGAUAUGUACAACCAGAAACAUAUGGGUUGUCUUGUUGACAAGGAGGACUCUAUAGCGGAGUAUGAAAGAACAGCCAAGCAGAAAAGGGAAGAAAAAUUGCAGCAACAAGAGGGUGCUGAGUUAAGUUUUCUCAAUAAACUUGGCCACGUAGAGAAAAUGGAGAUUCUCAAUGGCAUUGCAGACAUGAAAAAUGAGUUUCGGACAUUCCUGGAGUCAUUUGACCCUUCAAAUGCAAUCACAUCUGCUGAUGUGCAACAGAUUUUUGAGAAUCUUGCAAAGAAGCGAAGGCGUGUAUAGUGAAACUUCUGCCGGACCUUUUCUGCAGUUGUGUUGCAUGUGUUAAUUUAAAUCUCAUAUGUAGGUGCUUUCAGAACGGAUUCUGGGAGAAAAAACCAAUGUGAAAACUUCCUAGUUUAAGUUCUUCUUAGGUCUGUAAUUUCCCUGGCCUAGAUGAUGAAGCAUUUUGAUAUGUAGAAUUGUGUUUUUCAGAACAACUUGUUGGCCUUUUCUAUUUACCUGCUUGAAAUGGAAUAUUCUUAAGU